This is a messenger RNA of Peronospora farinosa, 1317 nucleotides long. The record is from the annotation of a GenBank genome assembly. NCBI's taxonomy places the organism in Eukaryota, Oomycota, Peronosporomycetes, Peronosporales, Peronosporaceae.
AUGGUGUCUCCAUCUCAACCAGAGGAUGAAAUGCGUCCAUCGCACAACUCGCGUUUGUCUCUUGUCGAUCACUUUACACCCAAUGGCAAUGGAAUGGCUAGUGCGACAAAGAGACUUGGUAUGACGCAAGGUGGUCCACGUCCAUCUAUGAUGGCUUCUAUGAUGAGACCCUCUGCCAUGAUACGACCAUCUGUGGUCACGGACUUGAGCAAUAAUUUUUCCCAAACAAAAAUCCUCGAUGCUCAUGUCCAAAUUUUUGCUAACGAUGUGCUGAUGGAGGGUGAAUUGACAAAAAAGGGGGAGUCUGGUCUUCGAAAUUGGAAACAGCGUUUGUUUGUGCUACGUGGACAAGAGCUAUCAUACUAUACCAUUGACUCGAAACAGCGAUGUGGUGCAUUGAAAGGCACUUGGGAUGUUGUAGGAGCAUCCGUGGAACGUCAAGACAAUUUGUCACUCAGUUUAAAGUUGGCCAGUGGAAGUGCUCGGAUUCUUGGAGCUCCUAAUGUGCAGACGCUUAUGGAUUGGAUGACGGCUAUUGCAGUCGCUGCAGAGGCUCAUUUUGUUGAGCCCAUGACGGACUUGUCACUGGUAGACCAAAGCCGUACGACGCACAUCAUUUUGGUGCGUCAUGGUCAUUAUGUCAGGUCGGAGACGCCGUCAAUAGACAUGAAUGGAUCGUUGACGGAAUUGGGAGUGCAGCAGGCCCGUACGACGGGUAAAUUCCUGCACACUUAUUUGUCGGAGAGGAUGGUGUUGAAACGGUUUCCCAAGCUCCCAGUGUACCACAGCGGCAUCCAUCGAGCAGUUGAGACAGCAGAACGGAUUGGGGAGGCUUUCCCGCCAGGAUCGCUGGAGCUUCGUGAGAACAAGUUGUUCCGUGAGGCGUGGCCGGGUAACCCGUUGCCGAAUGGCAACCGUCAGCAAUUGGCAAGAGAGAAGCUCGAUAACAUGGUGUCAGACUGUGCUCGCCUCAAAAUUGCAUAUCGCACCAUGUUUCGACACCUGAUUCCACAGGACGUGGAGAUGGAGGAGCGUGAUUUGAGCCAAGAAGACCACGAGCGCUAUGUCAGCAAAUUUGCCAUACGCUCGACGCAGACUCGUGCGACUGACAGAUUCCGUGUGGUGGUGUGCCACUCUAACAUUAUCCGAUGGUUUGUGUGCAAAGCGUUGGGUGUGAACCCGGAUGGUACGUGGGGUCGCAUGCGUUACAAUCACUGCGGCAUCACUGCCAUGGAAAUCGACAGUGUCGGUAAUGUGCAGCUUACAUUCAUGAACCAGACGGGACAUUUGGAGACUACGCAGCUUACUGAGGUGUAG